CAAAUUGUCAAACGUUUCAACUUUCGAGUUUAUAAAAUUUGAAAAAAUACGUAGCCGUGUAACAAAGUAAAUUAGGGAGAAAAAAAUAUAAUUUUGUACGCUAAAGGAAAGGAAUUGUAUCCACUUUAUUAGAAUGUCGUCUUUACCUAUCGUCUCUAUCACUCGUAGAGAAACUUUUAGUGCCUGCCAUAGGUUACACAGCCCUUUUCUAAGUGAUGAAGAAAAUGCUAAAUUAUACGGAAAAUGUAACAACCCUAAUGGACAUGGACAUAAUUAUGUUGUUUUAGUAACAGUGAAAGGUCCAGUAGACAGCCAAACAGGCAUGGUAAUGAAUAUAUCUGAUCUCAAGAUUUACAUGCGGGAUGCUAUUUCAAUACCCUUAGAUCACAAGAAUCUGGACCAGGAUGUUCCAUACUUCAAAAAUGUGGUAAGCACCACAGAAAACCUAGCUAUAUACAUUUGGGACCAACUUCAGAAGCUAAUGGACAAGCCUGAUCUUCUACAUGAGGUAAAGAUUUUGGAAACCGAAAAAAAUCAUGUGGUAUACCGAGGUGGCUCUACUUACCCUAGAAAAAAAUUUAACUCCUCAACUCUGCACACAAACCACCAAAAUGUUUCUUCGGACUCCGAUUAGUACUAGGACUUUGGCUGAAUUUAUUAAUGAUCUGCAUUGCAUCUGGUAUCAUUCCAAAUUUUUUAUUUUUAUACCUAUAUGGAAUGUACAAAUAAAGCUUAGUUUUAGGUGGAAAAUAUAAAACCAUUGUUUAAACAACAAUAAAAAUUUAUUAUUAAAA
Aricia agestis (brown argus) is the source of this 794-nucleotide messenger RNA. It is a transcript of the gene purple, whose product is annotated as 6-pyruvoyl tetrahydrobiopterin synthase. NCBI's taxonomy places the organism in Eukaryota, Metazoa, Arthropoda, Insecta, Lepidoptera, Lycaenidae. The coding region runs from base 134 to 634 and encodes 166 amino acids. Gene Ontology annotation, cellular component: mitochondrion. The transcript is spliced from 4 exons. The record is from RefSeq and is a predicted model, not a curated record. Gene Ontology annotation, molecular function: 6-pyruvoyltetrahydropterin synthase activity. Gene Ontology annotation, biological process: tetrahydrobiopterin biosynthetic process.